Molecule: messenger RNA, 1695 nt
Organism: Pyricularia pennisetigena
Lineage: Eukaryota; Fungi; Ascomycota; Sordariomycetes; Magnaporthales; Pyriculariaceae
Exons: 5
Coding region: 1-1695 (564 amino acids)
Biological process (GO): regulation of DNA-templated transcription
Molecular function (GO): zinc ion binding; DNA-binding transcription factor activity, RNA polymerase II-specific
Source: RefSeq, a predicted model, not a curated record
AUGGUUGGGGUUGCUGGCAAGUAUAAAGGCUGCAACACUUGUCGAGGCAGGAGGGUAAAGUCACUGACGGAUCCGGGAAAGUGUGACAACACUCGCCCAUAUUGCAGGAAAUGCACAGACAGCGGACGAGAUUGCGGAGGAUACGAGCGCGAGAGGGUCUUCAUCAUAGGCACGCCCCGAGAACAUGGACGAUGCUCGUCGCACCCACGUCGAGCCGUCAGCGGCAGAUCACUGCGCAAAACGCCCGCAUCGUUGGCAUCCGAACGACCGGAGUCUGAGGAGCCAACAGUGCUGAAACAUGAAGGCGCCCUCGAGACGCCCGCGGCGAGCAGGACGGAUACGUAUGACAUGGUGCCUAUCGAGCCGCUUCAACCUGCAUGGGACGAUCUUAUCUCUGUGUCCUGCUCAGGUGUAGUAUUAAGCCUACAGAUCGCGUCUUUCAACACAAAUUUGUCAAUGGUUGACCAGAGCGGACAAGUUUCGAACGGUUCCAGGCUUAAGACCAUAUCGCUGCCCCCAUACAAACUUCCAGAUGCACGUCGAUCCAUGGGUAACCAUGACUUUGAGUUGCGCUGCCAUUGCUUGACGCACAUCUCGGACGUGGAGGAGGUUCGCGAUGAGAUUUUGGGAAAAGUAACAGGUACAGACAGCAUAUGUCUGUUUCUCUUCGAGCGCAACUGGUCCGCUCUGUCUUCAUCUCUGCCGUCUUGGAUUCAAGAUCCUGCACCGCCGAACUCUGUCAAACAGCUUGGCCCCGAAAACUUCAAGAAUUUUCCAGCACACCACUUCUUCGCUCGGGUGUACCGUCCAAACUCUUUAUUCGCGGCUGUCAUCAACCGCAAGAGCACGUUUCUUGCAAGUCCCGAAUGGACGAGCGUGCCUUGGGAACUUCACCCAAAAUCAGCCAUCGAUCGACUGCUCGACGUAAUUGCCCUCAUCCCCGACUUGUUAUCCCGCGCUGACCACAUACUUCCUCACGCUCCAACCCUGGAAAGAAGAAUGCUGGCCAACGACCUGUUGGGAAACUGUCUUAACGUGCAAGGCCUCCUGGACGGGUGGCUUCUCUCCCUUGAUCACGACCUGGCCGGCGAUGGCACGCCGGUGCCGCGACAGCUAUACUGGGUCAACCCCAUCGACGACUCAACGAGCAUCCCCUUUGCGGACAGCACGUACGGCUUCCGAGAUCUGCAGACGGCAACAGCACUGAUAUACUACUGGACGGCCUUGCUGAUCCUGCUGCCCUGCAUCGAGCGCCUGAACCAAGCCACCUACGAACCAAUCCCCGAAUCCUUUACGCAGCUCUUUCCGGCCAACUUCUACAACAUGACGCAGCCGGACGGCAUGUCGAUGGGUCUCAUGGGGACGCCGCUUCCAGGCGGGUCGGGUCCCAUGGCGGACAGCCGUAGCGGCGGUGGCGGCGUCGGCCAUGGCGGCAAGAGCACGCAAGAGCUCGCGGUCAACAUUUGCAGAAGUUUGGAUUUUGCGCUGGAACGUAGCGUCCAGCCCGACCUGCUGGCCGUCCCCUUUGCGGUGGUCGAAGAGCACUAUCGAGAGACCAACAUGGCGACUGGAGAAGCCGCCAUGGAGUUGAUGUGGUGCCAGGCUUUUAGCGAGCAGCUGUUGGCCAAAGGGCAGGGAAUUGCUGAUGUGGUGCAGCGGCGCAGCUGGAGUGAGCUGCGUCGUUUUGGGCCUUGA